Molecule: messenger RNA, 2060 nt
Organism: Nicotiana attenuata
Lineage: Eukaryota; Viridiplantae; Streptophyta; Magnoliopsida; Solanales; Solanaceae
Product: adenine/guanine permease AZG2
Exons: 1
Coding region: 180-1796 (538 amino acids)
Biological process (GO): transmembrane transport
Cellular component (GO): plasma membrane
Molecular function (GO): purine nucleobase transmembrane transporter activity
Source: RefSeq, a predicted model, not a curated record
GCCCGCAUGACUCAAAUUAUCCCAUUAUUAAAUACCCAUACUGAUUCAUUCCUUAAAUUACUACAAUCUCACACUAAAUUACAACUCUCUUCCUCUCUUCUCCUCCCUUAUAUUACUAUACUGCUUUCCCAUGUAAACAUAUUCAAAGAAACAAAAACAAACCAAACUGAGAAAAAGACAUGGGGAGAGAGCUCUGUUCAACUGGUUCUUUCAGAAAAUCAUUGACCAAAAUGGAGAUGAAAAUAAACGAAGCAAUUUCAAAGAGUAGAAUCGGCAAAUACUUCAAGUUAGAAGCUAGAAAAAGCUCUUUUACUAAAGAAUUUCGUGCUGGUACGGCGACGUUUCUUACAAUGGCUUACAUCAUCACCGUCAACGCCAGCGUUUUAUCGGAUUCCGGCGGAACUUGCUCCGUUUCCGACUGUACUUUUCCGGCGAACCAAACACGUGCAAACCCAGACUGCAUGUUGAAACCAAAUGAAGGUUAUGAAAAGUGUAUUUCCAAAAUGAGAAGUGAUCUUAUUGUUGCUACUGCCUUAGCUUCUAUGAUUGGGUCAUUUGCUAUGGGCUUAUUGGCAAAUCUUCCUUUGGGCUUGGCCCCAGGUAUGGGCCCAAAUGCUUAUUUAGCUUAUAAUUUAGUGGGCUUUCAUGGGUCUGGAAAAAUGUCAUAUCAAACUGUUAUGGCAAUUUUCUUAGUUGAAGGUUGUGCUUUUCUUGCUAUAGCUGUAUUUGGGCUUCGUGGGAGAAUAGCCCGGUUUAUUCCUCAGCCCGUUAGAUUGGCUUGUGCGGCUGGUAUUGGGCUUUUUAUUGCAUUUGUGGGCUUACAAGCCCAUCAAGGAGUGGGCCUAGUCGGCCCAGAUCCAUCCACUCUAUUGACCCUCACUGCUUGCUCUAGUACAAAUCCGGUGACCGGAGAAUGCACCGGCGGGAAAAUGCAAAGCCCAACUUUCUGGUUAAGUUCAGUUGGGUUUAUAAUUAUGUGUUAUGGAUUAAUGAAGGAAAUUAAAGGUAGUAUGAUAUAUGGUAUUUUAUUUGUGACAUUAAUUUCUUGGAUUAGGAAUACUGCUGUCACAAUUUUUCCUAACACAUCAUCAGGUAAUUCAAGUUAUGAGUAUUUUAAAAAAGUGGUAGAUUUUCAUAAAAUUGAGUCUACAGCUGGAGCAAUUAAUUUUAGCCAUUUUAAUAAUGGUGAAGUAUGGGUGGCAUUAUUAACAUUGUUAUACAUAGAUGUACUAGCUACAACAGGUACAUUAUAUACAAUGGCUGAAAUUGGUGGAUUUGUUAAUGAAGAAGGAGAAUUUGAAGGUGAAUAUAUAGCAUAUAUGGUAGAUGCAGGAUCAACAAUAGUUGCAUCAACUCUAGGUGUUUCACCUAUAGCCACAUUUGUAGAAUCAUCAGCUGGGAUUAAAGAAGGUGGUAGGACGGGAUUAACGGCGAUAAUCGUUGGAUUUUAUUUUCUAUUGUCUUUGUUUUUUACACCUUUGAUUGCUAGUGUACCACCUUGGGCUAUAGGUCCAUCUUUGGUAAUGGUUGGUGUGUUGAUGAUGAAAGUUGUUAAGGAUAUUGAUUGGAAUAAUAUUAAGCAUGCAGUUCCUGCAUUUGUGACUAUGGUUUUAAUGCCUUUGACAUACUCAAUAUCCAAUGGUAUUAUUGGUGGAAUUGGAGUGUAUAUUGCGUUAAGUUUGUAUGAUAGUAUGGUUUGUUGGGUGAAGUGGUUGAUGAGAAUGAGAAAGAUGGUGGUGAAGGAGCAAAAUCAAGUGUCAGCUGCCACUGCAGAUCAGAAUAUUGAAAUUGUUUGAUAUUUUGAUAGUUCAUCAUUGUAAUUUAGUAGUUCAUUUGGGUUGGAAGUAGUUUUUGUUUUAUUUCAUCUAGUGAUAGCAGAUGCACAGGCCACCGUGAAAGAUCAUCUUUUCAAUUAAUUUUACUUUUUUCAGAUGGAAAAUAGGCAAGAUGUAAUAGAUUGAUCUUUCAAGGGCGUUUGUGCAUCUUAGGCUUUGUGGUAUUCAACUAUCCUGUGUCAAGUAUUAAGAUUUUGAUAAUUUUCUAUGUUCAUCUCUCUCCCU